This is a messenger RNA of Melampsora larici-populina 98AG31, 976 nucleotides long. RefSeq lists its product as uncharacterized. The record is from RefSeq and is a predicted model, not a curated record. Lineage: Eukaryota; Fungi; Basidiomycota; Pucciniomycetes; Pucciniales; Melampsoraceae. The coding region runs from base 1 to 642 and encodes 213 amino acids. The transcript is spliced from 2 exons.
AUGUGUAAUUCAAAUCCAUCCAAAUCUUCAGCACAAUUCUGUGGUGGUAAACACGUCAUACCUGCAUUUAUCAAAUCUCCAAGAAAUCCUCAUACAAUGAAGAAUGUAACCUCAAGAAGUCGAGCCACAUCAGAUGCGCUUGAGAAACUAUUAUCGAUCCAAGCUCAACAAUUAACAGCCAUAGGUGAAGCAUGGCGAGCCAAGUUUUCAUUAAACAGAUUAACUACUUGUCAUGAAUCCAACUUGAAUGAACCGUAUGAUACUCAGAUCAAUGGACUUUCAAAAUCUCAAAGAUCUUUACGGUUGGCUAGUACUCGCAGUCAUGGGUCUAGUGUUUCAAAGAAUGAAAAGGAAAAAAGUUGGAAUGAUGGUACUAGAUGUUCAGUAGAUUCACUUUCGAAUCAUGCAUCGAUGUUUGAAGAAACGAAUGAUGUUCAACUUGAUGUAAAAGAAGAAGAAGAAGAUCGAUUAGAAACUCGUCAUCAAGACUUCACACUUCUUACUGAAGCGGUUCUUCAUGAAUUUCUUCAUUCUACUCAUCACUCUAUUAUCGAUCAUAAAACUUUGGUCUUGGAUUGGUUAAACCAUUCUAACUUUAAUGAUUCAGACAACUUUAAUGGAUUCCAAACUGAUGAGCUUUAAAUCCCUCUUGUUUUCUUUAUUCUCUUCUUCAUCUUUCUUGUUCUCUGUAACUCUUGUAUCCUUCUUUCACUACCGCAGUGUUUCUUUUUUUCUUUCCUUAAGCAUUUUUCUUAUUCUUUCUUUCUAUUUUCUUGUCUCCUUUUCUCCUUUUCUCCUUCUCCUUGUCUUUCUCAUUAUCUUAUACUCGAUUUGUUUAGUCAAAAAUUCUAACUUGUAAAACCAACACUCUUUUGUAUCAACUGCAUUUUUGCUUUCCAUAAAUUCUCUCAUCUUUGUAUCACCUUUUUCUCAGUACUUUUUAUUUUGAAAUUCACGCUAAAUCUGUUUCUGAAGU